Racocetra fulgida is the source of this 1583-nucleotide messenger RNA. The record is from the annotation of a GenBank genome assembly. NCBI's taxonomy places the organism in Eukaryota, Fungi, Glomeromycota, Glomeromycetes, Diversisporales, Gigasporaceae.
UUUUUACCUUAUCACUCCCCUCUUCUGUUCCCAAUUCUAUCAGCCAACGACGGUUGUUGGUUUCUAAAAAGAAAGUUGGUGGGAAAAGUGAUAAAAAGAAUAAAGUAGCGUUUAAAAAAGAGGACGAUGUAGAAGAUAAAGAGGAGGCAAACAGUAGAACCUUUGAUAUGACUAAUAUCACAACCAAAAUGACUUCUAUUAUCGGAAGGCUAAAAAAAGAAUAUGGUGCAAUGAGGAUCGGACAAGCAAAUCCAGCCAUUCUUGAUUCCGUGUUAGUACCUCAUAAAAGUGGCAGCACACCUUUAAGGGAGCUUACGCAAAUUACAGUCAAAGAUCCACAAACCUUAUUAGUGCACGUAUACGAUGAAGAAAUGUUAAAAGAUAUUGAUAAAGCUAUAAGAUGCGCAAACCUUAAUUUAACCCCAAUGAUUGAUGGAAAAGGUUUUAAAGUGCCUAUUCCAAAAGUCACGACUGAAUUUCGUGAAAAGAUGAUUAAAAUCGCGUCCAAAAUUGCAGAAAAUACAAAAACAAAGCUUCGCCUUGCGAGGCAAGACGGAUUAAAAGAUUUGAAAAAAGACAGUAAAAAUGGAUUACCGAAUGAUGAGGCAAAAUUAUUGGAAAAACAGUUAUAUCUAAACUUGUUCUGUUUAUUAUUAGGUGAAUCUGGUCUCGGAAAAACGACUUUUAUCAAUACUCUUUUUACGACUACCAUCAAGGAAAAGAAAAAUCAAGCCAAACGGCAUGCUAAGCAAACCGAAAAGACUGUUGAAAUUGAAAUAACAAAAGCUGAAGAAAAAAUGUUUAAUGUAAAACUUACGGUUAUUGAUACUCCCGGAUUCGGUGACUAUGUAAACAAUCGAGAUAGUUGGUUACCAAUUGUCGAAUUUAUCGAUGACCAACAUGAGUCAUAUAUGCGUCAAGAACAACAGCCUCUUCGUAAAGAGAAGUUGGACAUGCGUGUUCAUGCUUGCCUUUAUUUCAUUCGUCCGACUGGACACACAUUAAAACCUUUGGAUAUUGAGAUUAUGAAGCGCUUGGGCUCCCGUGUAAACUUAAUUCCGGUCAUUGCUAAGGCAGAUACUCUGACGCCCAAAGAUUUAGAAACAUUUAAGAGAAGAGUUAGAGAAGUUAUUGCCGCUCAAAAUAUUCAAGUUUACCAAUGUCCAACUGAAAGUGAUGAUGAAACAAGCACCAAACGAAAUAUGGACAUUAUGGCUGCUAUGCCAUUUGCAAUCAUUGGUAGUGACGAAGACGUUAUUGCCCUUGAUGGACGUAAGGUAAAAGGAAGACAAUACAGUUGGGGCAUUGCCGAAGUCGAAAAUGAAGAUCAUUGUGAUUUUAAAAAGCUUCGCGCUCUUCUUAUUAGGCCAAAGAAACUUGAUAAUCCUAAAUUCAAAGAAGAAGAAGAAGCUCUUCGAAAGAGGUUCACAGAACAAGUUAAGCAGGAAGAGAAUCGCUUCCGACAAUGGGAACAACAUCGUGAUCGCCUUAAUAAGGAUUUAGAAGCAGAACAUUCUCAUAUUAAAGCUUUGGAAGCUGAAUUGGAACAGAUUCAAGCGGGAACAUCCAGAGGUAGAAAGUAG